Molecule: messenger RNA, 2628 nt
Organism: Mugil cephalus (flathead mullet)
Lineage: Eukaryota; Metazoa; Chordata; Actinopteri; Mugiliformes; Mugilidae
Gene: tsr1
Product: TSR1 ribosome maturation factor
Exons: 15
Coding region: 43-2541 (832 amino acids)
Biological process (GO): ribosome biogenesis; endonucleolytic cleavage of tricistronic rRNA transcript (SSU-rRNA, 5.8S rRNA, LSU-rRNA); maturation of SSU-rRNA from tricistronic rRNA transcript (SSU-rRNA, 5.8S rRNA, LSU-rRNA)
Cellular component (GO): nucleus; preribosome, small subunit precursor
Molecular function (GO): GTPase activity; U3 snoRNA binding; GTP binding
Source: RefSeq, a predicted model, not a curated record
CCGGCGAGAGUGCGGAAGUAAUUUAGGCUGACUUUUCCCCACAUGGUGAAGAUGGUGGCGAACGGGGAAAAACAACAAGGCCAUAGAGCCGGCACGUAUAAACAAAAAAACAAAGGACACAAACAUGGCAAGCACCGGACGAAAGGAGAAAUUGAAAGAGAAAACAAAGGGAGAGUGUCAGUGACGGCUCUUACCAAAAAACAGAGGAAGGAGCAAAGGAAGAUGGACAGACGGCACAAAGCGAACCAGCUACGCAGGAAUAAGAAAGACAUGGUCCUAACAGAAAAGCGCCGUCUCGGCAGCAGGGAUGGGCCUCCUCAUUUAGUUGCUGUGGUGUCCCUACACGCUGGAGUGGAUGCCGGUGCCAUUACCAAACUGCUACGUGGACAAGAGGCCGGCGGUAUAGUUCACCAAGAGCGGUGCAUCAGCGGCGCCAGCGACAGCUUUGGGCUGAUCCUGCCUCGCUUUAAGCAAAGGUUCACUUUUCUGAGCCAGAGCACAGCUGACAUACACUCCCUGCUGGAUGUAGCAAAGAUUGCAGACAGCCUUGUGUUUGUACUUGACUCUACUGAAGGAUGGGACAGCUAUGGAGAUUACUGCCUCUCCUGCCUCUUUGCCCAGGGCCUCCCCAGCCACGCACUGGUGUGUCAGGGUGUUUCUGACCUUCAUGUGAAGAAGAGGGUUGAGUCCAGAAGAGCUUUGUCAAAGAUCACAGAGGUCCGUUUCCCUGACGCCCGUCUCUUCCCUCUGGACUCGGAACAAGAUGCCACUCUACUUCUCAGACACCUGGGCAGUCAGAGACAGAGAAAGCUGGGUUUCCGCUCCAGACGAUCCCAUCUUUUAGCUCAGCAUGUCACUUUUACACCAAACAGCGCCGCUGAGGGGACGGGCGACGGACCCACUGGCCUGGGAACUCUUUGCGUCUCUGGUUACAUCCGUGGCCGACCUCUACUGGUUGACAGACUGGUGCACAUCAGUGGUCACGGAGACUUCCAGCUCAGUCAGAUUGAUGCUCCGUCAGACCCUCUUCCUCUGAACGUAGCAACAGCCAGACCAGCAAAGCCUGGCAAAGGAGAUGUUGACAUGCAGGUUGAAGGUGGAGAUGAGGCUCCGGUGCGGGUGCUCAUGAAAGCGGACCCAUCCAACAGGGAGAGUCUGCAGGCCGAGGCUGAGGUGGAUCCAAUGGAGGGAGAGCAGACGUGGCCAACCGAAUCAGAGCUGCUAGAAGCUGAAGAGGCCAGGAAGAACAAACGUGUGAUGAAGGUCCCCAAAGGAACAUCAGACUACCAGGCCUCGUGGAUCGUUGAUGACACUGAGGAGGGGGAUGGCGAGCUGGACGAAGAAAGCAGUGAUGAUGACGAAGACGACAUGAUGGAUGAAGCCAUGGAGGGAGAUGAUGAUGAGACCAACUCUCAGGACCCUGGUUCAGGUUCAGAAGAGGAAGAAGAUGAGGAGGAAGAGGAGGAGGUGUGCUCCUCCGAGCGAACCGGAGCAGAUCAGCGCUACGAUGAUCACAUGGAUGAAGCUGCGGAGGAAGAAGGUUUGAAACGUUACCGUGAGGCUAGAUCCAACGAAAUGUUUCCUGACGAGGUGGACACACCGCGGGAGACUGCAGCAAGAAUCAGGUUCCAGCGCUACAGGGGUCUAAAAAGUUUCCGCUCCUCACCCUGGGACCCCAUGGAGAACCUGCCCCUGAACUACUCGCGCAUCUUCCAGUUCCAGAGCUUUGAACGCACUCGCCGCCGCAUACUGGCAGAAGCUGCAAUUGAGGAGGAGGGAGCCAUGGAUGGCUGGUAUGUUACGCUGCACAUCGCUGAUGUCCCUUCUUCUGUGAUGGAGAGCGUCCAGUCUGGCAAACCUCUGGUGCUGGUGUCUCUCUUGCCCCACGAACAGAAGAUGUCGGUGAUGCACGUCCUGGUGAGGAGACAUCCCAGCAACACGGAGCCAAUCAAGUCCAAAGAGGAGCUCGUCUUCCACUGUGGCUUCCGCAGAUUCAGGGCCUCCCCCAUCUUCUCUCAGCACACGUCAGCUGACAAGCAUAAGAUGGAGCGCUUCCUCAGGCCAGAUGCCCCGACUGUGGUGUCGGUGUACGCUCCCAUCACCUUCCCCCCGGCAGGAGUCCUGCUCUUCAAACAAAGAGACGACGGCAUCCAGGACCUGGUGGCGACGGGCAGCCUCCUGAGCUGUGACCCUCAGCGCAUCGUGCUGAAGAGGAUCGUACUGAGCGGACACCCGUUCAAAAUAAACCGGCGUUCUGCGGUCGUGCGUUACAUGUUCUUCAACAGAGAGGACAUCAUGUGGUUCAAACCAGUUGAGCUGCGAACAAAAUGGGGUCGCAGAGGCCACAUCAAGGAGGCUUUAGGAACACAUGGUCACAUGAAGUGUGUGUUCGAUAACCAGCUGCGCUCUCAGGACACCGUCCUGAUGAAUUUGUACAAGAGAGUGUUUCCUCGCUGGACAUACGACCCCUAUGUGCCCCUGUCUUUACCUUGGGUCAAGAGAGAGGUCACUGUGGAUAUGGACGACUUGGACAUGGAAUAGUAGAAGAACAGGCACGGGAAACGUAUUUAAAUUAAUACAUAACAUCAGAGUGUAAUGCGUAUUAAAUAAAACUAUUUUGAUCCAAAA